Lodderomyces margitis is the source of this 1008-nucleotide messenger RNA. RefSeq lists its product as uncharacterized. Gene Ontology annotation, cellular component: peroxisomal membrane. NCBI's taxonomy places the organism in Eukaryota, Fungi, Ascomycota, Pichiomycetes, Serinales, Debaryomycetaceae. The transcript is spliced from 2 exons. The record is from RefSeq and is a predicted model, not a curated record. The coding region runs from base 1 to 1008 and encodes 335 amino acids.
AUGACGAUACUUUCAGAUCCUUUAUAUCGUCCACUUUUGGAAAUAAUUAGAUCGGCCAGAAAUGGUGUCGUAUACGGCGGUAAGUUGCGGUUCUCACAUGCACUAGUCAUAAACUUGUUAUAUCGUUCUGGUCCACUAGGUCCGCGUAUGAAGUCGGUUUUGGAAGCAACUAAAGACCAUGCUGAAGUUUUGGCUUCAUUUGCCAUAAUCUAUAAAAUAGCAGUCAAGAUCCUACAACAUGACGCCUUUUUAGGACCUAAGAACACGCAAUUACCGAAAUUCAUUGCUGGAUGCUUAGGAUCAUGGAUAGUUUAUUCUGGUCAUUUCAAUUUGUUUCACGGCGGAAUCACUCAUCAAAUCACAUUGUACUGUUUUUCAAGAGUCUUGAUAGCUGUAGGCAAGAUUCUCUUGGAUAAUUAUCUCGGCUGCUUCCAACCAAGUUUCACCAAUUUUGCUGGCGAUCAAAUAACUUAUCGUGAUUUGACUCUGCAUCAACAAAAGAAGUUGAAAAAUAUGAUUUACAAUAGACUGUGGAAAUAUUUCGCAAUAUUGGUGUGGGGGUUGGUGAUGUUGAUCUAUGAUUACAGGCCACAGUACUUACAGAGCUCAUUAAGGCACUCAAUGGCAUACAUUUACGAUGUCGAGAUGGAUAUACGCCCAUUGAAACCUUAUAAUCCUCUCAAAGUGCACAGUGAUGAUAAUAAUUCAUCCCCAGAGCGUACAACAUCCCAGUACGAACUAAUGAGAAUCAAAAAUGGAAUUGGCUGCACCACAUCUGCAACUCGGCCAUUGGCCCCUGAGAAAUCGAAACCAAAACUACUGACAGACCGAUGCAGUGAACAUACAUGCAUUAACAGAGGUAAAACACAGCCUAUUAUCAACACAGAGGAUUCAUUUGAUUCGGAACUUUACAAUUAUGAUCCCCCAAAAGCUUCUAUUGUGUUUGUUCUCGAUAUCGAGUUGGUCACGAGUGACAAUGCUGCAAUUGAAAUGUUCCAGUUGAAGUGA